AUGGACAAUAGGAUCACAAUAUGUAACCCUGAUGAAGAAGAAAUCAACAAUGAAAUAUUUCGGGAUAUUGAGCCAUGCACGUGGAUCAACGAUGAUCCGAACUAUGAUUUGGAUGAGUUCAACAUGUUCUUCCAUAGGGUGGAUUCAGAUCAGAUCAUAUACGAAGAAAAAAAGAAGAAAUGUAAAUUUAUCGGUAAAUAUGUUAUGGGUGAUGUUCUUGGUGAAGGUAGUUACGGAAAGGUGAAAGAAGUGCUGGACUCAGAGACACUUUGUCGAAGAGCUGUGAAAAUCUUAAAAAAGAAGAAACUUCGUAGAAUCCCAAAUGGAGAGCUUAGUGUUCAACGGGAGAUAAGACUAUUAAGGAUAUUAAAACAUAAGAAUGUAAUUAACCUUGUAGAUGUUUUAUAUAAUGAUGAAAAGGAGAAGAUGUACCUAGUUAUGGAAUUUUGUGUAUGUGGAUUACAGGAUAUGUUGGGAAGCACACCACUCAAGAAGCUUCCUAUUUGGCAAGCACAUGACUAUUUCUGUCAGUUAUUGGAUGGUUUAGAAUACCUUUACAGCAAAGGAAUAGUACACAAAGAUAUAAAACCAGGGAAUUUGUUAUUAGCUUUAGAUGGUACUUUAAAGAUUAGUGAUUUUGGUGUUGCAGAGGCAUUAGACAUGUUUUCUGAAGAUGAUACAUGUAAAAUGGGACAAGGCUCACCAGCAUUUCAGCCUCCUGAAAUUGCAAAUGGCUGUGAAACAUUUUCUGGUUUUAAAGUAGAUAUAUGGAGCAGUGGAGUUACAUUGUAUAAUAUAACCACAGGUCAAUAUCCUUUUCAAGGCGAUAAUAUUUAUAAAUUAUAUGAAAAUAUAGGUAAGGGUGAAUAUACCAUACCUGAAGAAGUAGAGGAGCCUUUAAAAUCUCUUAUACAAGGAAUGUUGCAAAAAGAUGCAGAUAAAAGAUUUACUUUGCAACAAGUUAAAAGACAUCCAUGGACUAUAUCCAGGCAUCCUAGAACACAAGAAGAAGUGCCUAUACCUCCUCUUAAAGGACACAAGUGGCACAGUAUGACUGUACUACCGUACCUGAUGGAAUAUCAUUACGGAGGUGACGACAAUCCUACGUAUUAUACUGAACAUCAACUAAACGAAGAAAAACGGCUUCAAGAAAUGGAUAGAAUCAGUGAAGACCAAAAAACUACUUGGAAUAGUCACAAUAGCAAACCAAAUUCACAUCAAAGUAAACGAAGGUGGCGCAAACCAAUUUCAUGUAUUAAUGUUAAGAAAUUUCCAUCUUGUAAGCCAUCGUGA
This is a messenger RNA of Habropoda laboriosa, 1293 nucleotides long. RefSeq names its product serine/threonine-protein kinase STK11 (gene Lkb1). The transcript is spliced from 6 exons. Gene Ontology annotation, cellular component: cytoplasm. The record is from RefSeq and is a predicted model, not a curated record. Gene Ontology annotation, biological process: establishment of cell polarity; glucose homeostasis; regulation of cell growth. Gene Ontology annotation, molecular function: protein kinase activator activity; protein serine/threonine kinase activity; ATP binding. The coding region runs from base 1 to 1293 and encodes 430 amino acids. Lineage: Eukaryota; Metazoa; Arthropoda; Insecta; Hymenoptera; Apidae.